Mercenaria mercenaria is the source of this 6037-nucleotide messenger RNA. Its product is annotated as monocarboxylate transporter 12-like. Bases 324 to 2750 code for a protein of 808 amino acids. Lineage: Eukaryota; Metazoa; Mollusca; Bivalvia; Venerida; Veneridae. The record is from RefSeq and is a predicted model, not a curated record. Gene Ontology annotation, molecular function: monocarboxylic acid transmembrane transporter activity. Gene Ontology annotation, biological process: monocarboxylic acid transport; transmembrane transport. The transcript is spliced from 8 exons.
CAGUCCUUUCGGUAUCGGUUGCAGAUAUCGGCUUCGGAUAUUUUUAGAGUAAACAGCUGAUCGCAUACAUUAAGAGGACUAAUAUAGUUGUAAAUUAUUCAAACAAAGAAGGUGCAUUAUUUACUGCUGGUUACAGUGUCAGUGAAUUAAAGGAGGGCUGGUCAAGGAGAAAGUGCACAUAUUUGCCAUGGUGAAGUAAGAAUUUUGGAAGGUAACUGACCCCUGCAGAGGUCAUUUGCCGAGAGUGGAGCAUCAAGAACUUCCAGUCAACAACUUUAUCUCUUGAACUCAUUAAACAAAAACAACAACAACAAAACAACAAAAUGUCCGAAACGGAAGCCAGGAACGGACAUCAUGAAAACGGGAAGAUGAAGAAUGGCGGCCACGAUCGGAGGCAUUCGGAAAUUUCCGAUAUCUCCGAAGACAAUAUCAGUAACUUGAUCCCGACCCCGCCGGACGGGGGAUGGGGAUGGGUUAUCGUUGCAUCGUCUUUGAUGUGCAACAUCAUAGUAGACGGGAUUGGGUACUCAUUUGGUAUUUUUCUGCCAGAAUUUGUGAACUUCUUUGGUGAAACACGAAGUAAAGUGUCUCUAAUUGGGUCACUUCUGUGUGGAACUUACUUAUGUGCGGGUCCAGUCGUGAGCGCUCUGACCAAUAAAUUUGGUUGCCGCCCCGUUGCCAUGACGGGGAGUGUCAUAGCAACAGUAGCAUUCAUCCUAGCAACGUUUUCACCCAAUAUUGACAUCCUUAUUUUGACAUAUGGCGUUCUUGGAGGAUUUGGCUUUGGUAUGAUCUACUUGCCUUCAAUAGUUAGCGUUGGGUAUUACUUUGAGAGAAAACGUGCCAUUGCGACUGGUAUUGCUGUCUGCGGGUCUGGUGUAGGGACGUUUAUCUUUGCACCGCUUACUAAGUUCUUGCUGGACGAGUUCGAUUGGAAAAAUGCUCUGUUUAUACUUGCUGGGAUUGUGUUCAACGGAUGUCUGUGUGGAGCAUUGAUGCGGCCCCUGGAGGCACCAAAGACUAAGAAAGACAAACCAAAACCGAGAGAGAAAAAUGUUAUAGACAGAAUCAAGGAAGAGGCCAGGAAAAAGGGUCGAAUGAAAUUUACUUCUGAGUCCUCCGGAAUCGGACCCACAGACACAACAGACAUUCUUGAAAAGGUUAGACAGGCGAAACUUCAAAGGGAACAAAUAUUGCAAGAAAAUGAAUCGGAAAUUUGCUCACUUCCUAGUACUUACUUUGAAAAAGAUAAGAAUAUUCAACGACAGGAUAGUAGAUCGAGUGGAACAAGACCGAGGGUUGCCAAGUUAUCGUUUUCAGAUCGAGGCGAUACUGGUUCCCGAACUGAUACACCGACGCGCACACCAAAAAUUGUUAUUGAUGGGAGUGAAAUUGAUUCAGGUUCCAUAGCUGAUGUCACAUCAGAGCAGGAAUGGUCUCCUACGACGUCGCCUGCGCGCGCAAAGAGCACGGAACCAGAACGAACGCCAGAAUCGCCGACGAAAAAACGGUUAUCGACACUUAGCGAUGACAGUCAAAAGAAAACGGACAAAAUAAUCCUUCCAAAUGGAAUUCAAGGAUACGAGGUGCAGCCAUUAAUUAAAGUCGGUAAUGGCGGGAAACAAGAGAAAACAGGGAAUGCUGCAAAGCAAAUCAUGGCGAGGACUGGAGCUGCCACUGCUGGUGGCAGCAAACAUCUUCUCGGAGCAUCCAUGCGGAGCAUAUCCAGCAAGGACUAUUCUAGGCCAAUGUAUAAAAAAGACAUUUUCUACAGUGGUAGCAUAGCUAACAUAAAUGAAUAUCGAUCUCAACCGGACAUGCAUAGCUAUAUAACAAGUAUAACGAGUAUCCCGGGUGAUGUAGGAGUCGUUGAUCAGCGCGGUGAUACGAAGCUUCACAAAAUAUGUAGCUGUCUUCCUAAGCCUGUUGUUGAUGUCUUGUCAGAAAUGUUAGACAUAUCUCUCCUCACCAACGCUGGCUUUAUGUGCAUAUGUCUUGGGAAUAUCUUUGCAAUGAUCGGGUUUUACGUGCCUUACGUUUACAUUGUGGAUCGGGCUCUAAUGGCGGGCAUUGACAAAACUCAAGCGUCUUUCUUGUUAUCUGUGAUAGGUAUAACAAACACGGUUGGGAGAAUUAUAUCUGGUGUCCUGGCUGAUUUGAAUAGUGUGAACAGUCUGAUGUUGAACAAUGUGAACAUGCUGAUCGCCGGUGUCUGUAUUUUCUUAACGCCAUUUUGUAACACCUAUCCUUUAUUGGUUGUUGCAGCGCUAGUCUUUGGUUUAACAACAGCUGCUUAUAUUUCGCUUACAUCGAUAAUCAUAUGUGAUCUCUUGGGUUUGGAGAAAUUGACCAAUGCGUUUGGUUUAUUGACGUUGGCGAGAGGUGUGUCCUCAGCUCUCGGUCCACCAAUCGCAGCGGCGUUUAUUUCACUCACAUCCAUCAUUCUCUGCGACUUACUAGGCCUUGGUAAAUUGACUAAUGCCUUUGGUCUAUUAUCCAUGGGGCGGGGCAUCGCCGGGAUCGUGGGCCCCCCAAUGGCAGGUGCGGUGUUUCAGAGCACAGGUAACUACGACGCCUCGUUUUAUCUGGGAGGCGGGCUUUUCUUACUGGGAACGUUGUUACACUUUGUGCUUUUCUUGCCAUGCAUGAAAACCAAGGAAGAAGAAAUUGUGAUAAAUUUGGAUGAACAGGAAAUGGAAACCAUGGUUCCCAGACCGGAACCGGAAAGACCGAUUCGAAUUGAAGUGUGAACGGAUUUUAUCCUUGAAAUAGAGACAAGGGCACUAUAAUCAAAAUGUCGUUUUUGAAGCUUUUUAAUGUCUCAUAAAAAAGAAGAGGAUAACUCUGGUCGCAGUGAUCUCUCUGUUAUCGUUUCUGUUUUUUUUUUGUUAUGACAAAGGGAGAUAAAUUUGCUAGUUGUUGUAAAAUAGGCAACACAUAUUAGAAUGGCAAAUCCAUAAAACAUUACUCAUGGUAUCUGGAAAUGUUAUUAACAUUGUUUGUCUGUCAGUCAGUUUGUGUAUCUUUCGGUGCUUUAUACAGAGAAUUGUUUCUGUUUUUGAACGUACUGAUAUUGUAUGACUGAACACUGAUUCACUACUAAUUAGAUGUAAAACUAUAAUAUAUUCAAAUGGUCUCUAUAUUUGUACAUAUAUACUUUAAUCUUGUUAAAAGUUAUAUAAUUUUGCUCAUGUAUAUAUUGCUCUUAUAUUGUUGUUACAGUAUAUAUUUAAUGUUUCUUUUUGUAACAAUUUAACCUGUGUCAUUGACAUUUUAAUACUAUAUUACCACUGGUCGAAUAAUGUGUUCAUGAAAUUUAUGUUUCUUGCAUAUAGAAAUCUAGCACUUCCGUAUGAUUUCUGAGCUAGAUAAAAAUGUAUUUUUUAAGUUCAUAUUAGAUGCUUUCUUUAGAGAAAUCUAUAUUUAUCUAUUGUGGUAAAUGUCUGUUUGAAACGAGUUGUACCAAUUUUGUGACCAACGUCUUGUCAUCAUAACACACAUUUUUAUGUGUUAACAUAUGUGUACCUGCUCAUGUGUACACUGAAGAAAAUAUAAAUGAAAUACAUAAUAAUUUUACACGUGUGAAUAUCUGCAGAAACAGAUAAAUUGCUGAAGAAAUAUUGUUUAAGGAAGCUUGUGUUCCCGUAAUGACACUCGGCAAUUUCCGUGCGAUCACGUAUUGCAGAAUGUUAUUUCGGCAUUCUUCGGCUUUCAAUGUAACUCGAACGUGCACAUGACUUCCCGUACGAGUCGGGGAAUGACUCAGUUGGAAGGUUUAUACGCAGCAUAGAUCAUAGUGUUUAUUCUUUCAUAUAUCAUAUUGUAAGGAACUGACUGUUAUAAAAUUCGAUAUUCCUUUUUCUUUCGUCGAAAUAUAUUGAAAAAGAGUACUGAAAAGAAUAUAUGUAGAAUAUAUAUAAGUAUAGGAUAGCAACAGACCUGCUGCUGAAGGGAUCAAAUCAAGAUUAAAGUUUUCAUCUUGUAUGAUGGUUGUUUUAUAUAUUUAAUGAACUUUUAUUUGUCCACCAAUUUAAUGCUUGUUUUUAUCAUGCAUGUAUAUUAAGCAUGGACAUUUUAACUUUUUAUAAAAAUUUCUUUUAGAUUUUUAACUUAAAAUGUUUUGCUGUCGAAUGUUUAAGUGUAUUUUUAUGCAGAAUAUUUAUAAUAUGUUAUAUAUGUUACUGUUUAAGUUCACAUGUGCAGAUUUAUUAUACCCCCACAAAACGAAGUUGGGGGGUAUAUAGGAGUGAGCUUAUCGGUCGGUUGGUCGGUCGGUCUGUUGGUUUUGCAUGGUUUCCGGAUGAUAACUGAAGAAAGGCUUGACCAAUUUAAAUAAUGUUUGGUACACAGGUGUAAUAUCAGAAAAUACAGGUCAGGUUCGAAUUUGUGGUCAGUAGGUCAAAGGUCAAAGGUCAAGGUCACAGUGACCCUGAACAGUUAAACGGUUUCCGGACGAUAACUUGAAAACGCUUGGGCCUAGGGUCAUAAAUUUUGGUACACAGAUGUAACAUCAUGAAAUGCAGGUCAAGUUAUACUUUGAGGUCUGUAGGUCAAAGGUCAAGGUCACAGUGACCCUGAACAGUUAAACGGUUUCCGGAUGAUAACUUGAAAACGCUUGGGCCUAGGGUCAUAAAUUUUGGUACACAGAUGUAACAUCAUGAAAUGCAGGUCAAGUUAUACUUUGAGGUCUGUAGGUCAAAGGUCAAGGUCACAGGGACUCGGAACAGUUAAAUGGUUUCCGGAUGAUAACUUGAGAACGCUUGGGCCUAGGAUCAUAAAUUUUGGUACACGGGUGUAACAACAUGAAAUAGAGGUCAAGUUUUACUUUGAGGUCAGUAGGUCAAAGGUCAAGGUCACAGUGACUUGGGACAGUUAAAUGGUUUCUGGAUGAUAACUUAAGAAUGCUUGGGCCUAGGAUCAUGAAAAUUGAUAGGGAGGUUGGUUGUGACUAGCAGAUGACCCCUAAUGAUUUUGAGGUCAGUAGGUCACAGGUCAAGGACAUAGUGACCCGGAACAUUUAAACAGUUUUCAGAUAAUAACUUGAGAAUGCUUGGGACUAGGAUCAGGAAACUUAAUCUGGAGGUUGGUCAUGUCAAGCAGAUGACCCAUAUUGAUUUUGAGUUCCAAAGGUCAAAGGUCAUUUAAACCUUUUACGGACAAUAACUUGAGAACGCUUGGGCGGAGGGUCAUGAAACUUCAUAGGGAGGUUGAUAAUGACUAGCAGAUGACCUCUGUUGAUUUUGUGGUCAGUAGGUCAAGCAAGUUCGGCUUUGACAUUGGCUUAGUUCUGUGACAAGACCAUAUUGUGGGGGUAUAAUUCGUCACUUCUGUGACAACUCUAGUUACAAACGUACGCAUUGAGUAGAUAUAGUGUGAACGUUCACAUGUUCAUUAUAUUAUUCACAUAAUACAUGCAUAAGUUAUUGUAAUGUAUUGAAUUUACUACAGCUGUUAAGAUAUUUUGCCUGAUCUCUGCAUACACCGCAAUAUACUGUUCUAUCUUUCAAACGAGGUGGCUUAAAUUUGUUUGCAAUAACAUAUAUUCGUCGUUCAUGGGAUGCUUACGUAUUGUCCACUGUUCAAUGGAGUAAGGAUUUUCUGUUACAGGCUUUCAAACUUCGGCUCCUUUCGGAUAAACUCGUUUCUACUGAAUUCGGUUACAAUUUUGUAAAGUUUUUCUUAUCUGCACGUUCUCAACUUACUUUAGCCUAGCUUGUAUUGUCGGUGCUCUACCAAAUCACACACGAAAUAUGCCGAUUUCAUCCGCUAUUGUAAGAUUACACACAUAUAAGGGCAUAGAGUUGAAUAUAAAUGUUUUUGCUAAACCAAACAAAAAAAAAUGUCGUAUUUAUGUAACUUUACUGAAUUUUUCAGGUGUUGUCGUUACAUUCCGUCUCGUGUAUCUUCCAAUACAAUUUAUAUCUCUUAAGUUCCCGUAGAUCAUCACUGUACGCUCCAUUCCGAAAUCCCUACCCUAUACCCUCUUGUUUCUUUUAUAUGUUUUAUUUUUGCCAAAUAAAUAUGUAAUUAAAAUCUC